Messenger RNA from Silurus meridionalis, 2499 nucleotides. RefSeq lists its product as uncharacterized. The transcript is spliced from 2 exons. The coding region runs from base 779 to 1249 and encodes 156 amino acids. Lineage: Eukaryota; Metazoa; Chordata; Actinopteri; Siluriformes; Siluridae. The record is from RefSeq and is a predicted model, not a curated record.
CACCCUUUCAUUAAGUGGAAACUCAGUCAGCUACCGUAUCAGUGUCGGGCUAAACACUUGCACGCGCACCCCAAUUUCCCUGUUUUACACAGCGAUUUUGCAUUUCCCCUGCAUUCAGCACUGAACAGCUCCCACUCGCGCGUCGAGUCCUGAGAGGAAAUCUAACUCAAAUUCAAAUGCGCCUAUUGUUCUCGUGUAAGUGUUGAGUUCUCGCCGACUCAGCUGACGGGACGAAUCGGAUCGGAUCGGAUCGGGCGCAGCUUUCCGUGACACGAGUGGCGACAAAAGCGCGUCGUGUCUUCCUCUUUUUUCAGCUCGUUGCAAGCUUUGCUCUGCAGAUCUGAGCAAAAGCCGGAGCAUAUGCGUGGUAGAAAUACGCAUGAAUGAGCUUGCUGGAUACUGUGCCCUUUUGGGGUUAUCGAUACGUCAUCGGGAUCUGUGCGGGAUUGGCCGCUUUUUCCGCUUCCUUUUAUAUUUCUUUCUCACAUUUUGCAAACGCGGCCAGUCCUCGCCUCGGGAACGGCUCACAGUUGCGGAAGGCACAUUAGCCGUUUUAUUCAAUUCUUCAAUGGAUCUAUUUUAGGCUGCCUCCCGAGGGAAUCUUGACUUGAAAUCCUUCAGUGCUUGAGGAAUGAGCGCAAGAUUGAAGCUACGGUGAAACACAAGGGGUGGAAAUUCGCCGUCAGCUCUCUUCACAUCAUUUCUUUUCAUUGCUUUUUCCUUUUUUUUUUUUAUUUUUUGUAGACGGGAAAUACGCUUUUUUUUUUAAUCGGACUAAAUGAGCCCCGGGUCCUCCGAAAGCCUGGCGCUUUCGAUCCCACCGUGCACCUCAAAUGGCACGACGAGCGCCAAUGGCACGUGCGCCGACCCCACCGAUCCGCUCUUCCGCUCGUUUUCGUCCACGAUGGUGCUCUUGGUGCUCCUGUCGAUGAUCGCCGGCACCAUCCUGGUCUCCCUCGCCACGUUCCACCUGCACAAGAGCAAGAUGAGGAAGCGCAAGAUACAGAGAGCGCAGGAGGAGUACGAGCGCGACAGCGGCCGCCCCAAAGCCGUGCGAGGCAAACCGGCGAUCAGGCACUGCGUAAUGGAGAGACCCACGGCGGUGCAGAAAAGCGACGUGAACGCGAGACGAUCGGAUCAAGAAGCCGCUGAGGACGCAGGCAUCCCGGAGAUAAAGUGCGCGGACACUACGAGACAUACGAGUCAGACGCACGGAGAUCACCUGUUGGAAUCCGUCGCGGUGUCUUGAUUGACCGCGUUGCCAUCCCGAUCAUCUGACAUUGUAAAUACAUUCCGUGUUUUCGUAUAAUUAUAUUACACGGAGGGAGAUACCGAACCGCUUCUAUACGCAUGAACAGUUCUAAGUCUUCUUCAGCUUCAGGAGGGAGGAGCCCGGGUACAAACAAUGGACGCGUGUUUCAAGGCCAAUAGAUUUAUAACGGUUUAUAAGGUAGUUUGGCUGUGUGUGUCUGGGGAUUGUAUAGAUCUGCUUCUUUCAUCCAUGUGAAUAAAUAGCCCCCCAGUGCUAAAACAAGAAGCAGCCUAAUCUCCUGCUUCAAAGAGCUCAAAAUUCAUCUAGACUGUCAAUCUUGAUGGAUGAUUUGGACCCAUGUGUAAUAUACAAAUAAGAGUAGGAGACAUGUUUGAUGAUGUAUUUGUUGCCAAAAGUCAGGUAUGGCCUAAUGACUGAAUCGAGGAUAUAAAUAGAUGGAAUUUCUGUGCAUUAAAGCUGAAAUAAGGACUAACUAAAAUACAUGGGCUUUUAGACUUAAGUGUAGACUUCUGCAUCAUACUUCCUCAUACAUAUUUACAGUAUUUCCCAAUAGCCUCUGCUCAGCAAGGUCCCCAGUGUUAACACCCACAGUGUAGCAAUUUAACAUUUGAUUUAUGAUAGAACGCUUACAUCUUACAUUUCUCAUUUGCAUCCAGAUAGAAUAACCAAAUAUGGAUAAUGGGCAUGGACAUGCAGGAUAACAGAACACUGUGGAUUUUGCUGUGCACCUUUCUUUAUAGUUGUUUAUUUUUUGAAAAAUGAACAUGUGUAUCGAUAUUAGGCUAAAUCGUGAUCUAAGUUAAUGUCAGGUAGGCCUAAAGUGAGAGCUAAGAACUUUCUCUGAGAGCUUGGCAUGAAGAAGUGUGGUAGUUUAGCCCCCUUUCCCUGAGACUGUUAGCGCACUAUUGCAGUUCCUAGUGGUAGUAUAAACAGCAUCUUUAUAUUUUGGUCACAGUGCCGUAAUCCCCAUAGCGAUAUCCAAUAUACUGUAUAUCCAGAGGUAUUUUAGUUAUGUAUUACGCUACAGCUUUGGAGCAUUGCUUUCUUCUUUGCAUUUUUCGCUCAAGAUUAAUCUAAAAACUAACAUUUAUCUAUUUUACUAUACUAUGACUAUAUCUAAGGAAUGUCAUUUCAAAUCUACAGUGAAUAAGACAUUUUCAAAGUUAUUUUCUGUAUUUCUUUGACGUUGUGUUUAACCAUAAGAAGACAUUCAAUAUAUAUAUAUA